AGCCGAGUGUGUUCAGUCGAUUUCUGUCGGCCGUGCGGCAAACACACAGCUCGCUUUUCAGCCAACUCAAGCAGCUUUAGUAUCAGCUUUCACAGCAGCCAACUCGCGUCAUUAAUCGCAUCGUGCGACGGGCCCCACCAAACAGUUUUCCCAGCAACGCGCGCACUUUUCCCGCUCAAGGACCUCUGACUAUCGCUUGUCCUUAUAAAUUGCUUCGGCCGCUCCGGUGCCUUUAGUUUGCAUAUCUCCGAUUGCCCAACCCACCCGUCUCGGUGUCAAAAGCGAAUCCAGUCCCGGCGAUAAGUUGCUGCCUGCCAAACGGAGAGCUUAGCGGCGAAUUGUACAACACAAAAGUGAAUUACAAAUCAAUUGAGAAGGCCCCUCGGCGGCGAGACAUAAAACCAAUCGGGUAAACGCCGCCCGAUUCCAUUUCGAAAGUGAGCCGCUAGAGAGAAAAGAACUCCCGCAUGAGUAACAGCGCCAUGGUGGCCGUGGCCAUCUGCUGCAUCCUCGUCCUGCUGGCCGUCUUCAUCGUGAUCAUCAUAGUCGUCGGGCAGACCAUCGAGGAGCCCAAAUGAGACAUGCUCCAGCUGGGACCUGGCAACUUCCCAGAUGGAUAACAGAGGCCCCCCAACUGUUAGUUUGCUGGGGCCGUCAGCAAAAAUCGUUGCCACCUCAUCAACAUUUGCAACAUCACCAACAUCAUCAUCUCCACCCGACAGAUAAUUAGCAGAGGAAACAGAAGCAGAAGGAGUUGUAGGAGCAGAAGGAUUAGAAGAAGCGGAGGAAAUGCGUCCCAUCGUCAGUAUCCAUUGGCUGUGAUGUGAAAUUUUUAGAAUUUGUGAAGCAAAAAUCAAUCGAGAAACCAACAAAACCAACACAAAAGGAGCAACUAAAUUUUGGAACAUUCCGCAUCCUAAGGACACACAUCUUCAUGUAGCAUUUCUCUGUGUGUUAAGUGUUGUUAAUAUAUGGUAAUUGUAUAUAUAGACACACAAUCUAUGAAUACAAAAAUAUAUAGAUAUCUAGACAGACUUAUGUACUUAUAUAUGGAUAUAUAUGUGUGUAACCCAACCGUCGUAAAGUUGCGUUCUUUUUUAUAAAAGUGUUGUUAACAAACCGAUUUUUAUUGAUGUUUUAUUGAUGUUGAAUACAACGUAUAUACAUGCAUAUACACACGCAAGUGGAAUAAGUUUACAUUAAAAGUCCAGCGAAGUCAAAAUUGAUGAGCGGAAAUCUUAGAAAGCGCAUCCUGGAAGGAUAAGGGUAAGGAUAAAGAGAAGGAUGCGGAGCAGGACAAUAGGGAAUGCAACUGGAGAGCUCAAUUGUUUAUUAUACCGUAAGAUCAUAUCAAAUCGGAAUGAAUGAUGCCAGCAAUCGCACUUGUUAAUUGCACAGCGAUGGAGGCGAAGCCCCGAUGGGCCUCGACAGGAACUGGAGCAUAGAUAUACCUACUUAUAUUUGGAGGAUAUGAAUUAUAUAGCGGAGAUAUGCAUUUUAUAUAUCAACAAACUUUUAUAUAAGUUUUACGUGUACGUGUACCUAGAAGUAGCCAAAACUCGUGUAUACAACAAAAAUAAGCUGUUAUCAACUAUGUAACUUACUCAAUACAAAUAAAAGGAAUUAUAAAACUUAAAAACCAAAUAAAAAUUAAUAAAAUCAUAGCCCCAACCCCUAAACUACUCCAAUUAAACCAAUUCAAUGCAAAACGAACGUGCGCUGUGAACAAUAAAAAAAUAAACUUCCACUUAAUUCAAUUUUAAUCAAUGCAAAUGCCAGACUCAGCGAACACAAUAUUCAACAAAUGAUCAACGCGCGGUGCAUAAAUUAAUAUAAUAAUUGAAUAUAAACAUCAACAACAAUGGUCCAUGUCAGAGCAGAGAGAAAG
Drosophila elegans is the source of this 1888-nucleotide messenger RNA. RefSeq lists its product as uncharacterized. Bases 468 to 578 code for a protein of 36 amino acids. The transcript has 2 exons. The record is from RefSeq and is a predicted model, not a curated record. Lineage: Eukaryota; Metazoa; Arthropoda; Insecta; Diptera; Drosophilidae.